Molecule: messenger RNA, 1509 nt
Organism: Dioszegia hungarica
Lineage: Eukaryota; Fungi; Basidiomycota; Tremellomycetes; Tremellales; Bulleribasidiaceae
Product: putative 4-aminobutyrate aminotransferase
Exons: 7
Coding region: 1-1509 (502 amino acids)
Biological process (GO): GABA catabolic process
Cellular component (GO): mitochondrion
Molecular function (GO): pyridoxal phosphate binding
Source: RefSeq, a predicted model, not a curated record
AUGAUCUCCACCCGCCGAGCCGCGAUGACGCUCCGCUCAUCCCUCCCUCGCUCGGUGCAGCCACUAGCCCGGCGAACAUUCAGCACCUCCGAGCUUAUCCCGGAUGAGCCCGCCCGCCCUUCCGUCCAUACCUCCACUGUCCCUGGUCCAGCCUCACAUGCUGCCUCGGCCGCGAUCGACCUCAUACAGGACUCGCGGACACAUCAGCUCGUCGUCGACUACGAAAAGUCAAAGGGGAACUAUAUGGUCGACGCGGACGGGAACGUCAUGCUGGAUGUUUUCGCGCAGAUAGCGAGUAUCGCGCUGGGAUAUAAUGUACCUGAGAUGAUGAGCUUGAGUGAUGAUAAAGAGUUUAUGACCGCCGCGCUGAACAGACCGGCUCUUGGCGCUUUUCCACCGAAAAAUUGGGCCGAGAUACUCGAGACGGGCUUGAUGAAGGCCGCACCGGAGGGCUUUGAUCAGUGCACCACGACACUGUGCGGGAGCUCUGCUAACGAGAACGCGUUCAAACUUGCUUUUAUGGCGUACAAGGCGCGGGAACGAGGGGAUUCUACUUUUACCGAGGAGGAGAUGAAUUCGACCAUGUGGAACCAGUCCCCUGGUACACCCCAGCUAUCUGUCUUGUCUUUCACCUCUGCCUUUCACGGACGGCUCUUUGGGAGUCUGAGCGCAACGCGUAGUAAAGCGAUUCACAAGGUCGACAUCCCCGCGUUCGACUGGCCCGCUGCGCCCUUCCCUCAACUCAAGUACCCCUUAUCUGAAAACACCGAGUAUAAUGCUGCCGAGGAGAAGCGGUGCCUGGAGGAGUACGAGGAUAUUCUUGUUCGAGGCAAAACUACAUCGCCCGUCGCCGCUGUCAUCAUCGAGCCCAUCCUUGCCGAAGGUGGUGACAAGCAUGCCUCGUCCUCCUACUUCCGCUCUCUCCGCUCCCUCGCCAAAAAGCACGGCGCCUUCUUCAUCGUCGAUGAGGUGCAGACCGGCGUCGGCGCGACGGGCAAAUUCUGGGCGCACGAGCACUGGGAUCUGCCCAAGGGGGAAGAGCCGGAUAUGGUGACGUUCAGCAAGAAGAUGCAGGCGAGCGGGAUAUACCACAAGAAGAGCUUGAGGCCGAGGGAGAGUUAUCGGAUCUAUGGGACCUGGAUGGGUGACCCGAUGCGUGCCCUCCAAGCCCGACGCCUCAUCUCCCUCAUCGACUCCCACUCUCUCGUCUCACAUACCGCCAGGACUGGUACCGCCCUCCACUCUUCCCUCUCCUCAAUCUUCGCCGAGGCCGGUCGCGGCAUAGACGGCGCUCAGAACCUCCGAGGUGAAGGCAAGGGCACAUUCCUCAGCUGGGACAUGAAGGAUGGACCGCAGCGAGACGCGUUUGUGAAUGCUAUGAAGAAGCAAGGGGUGUUGAUGGGUGGAUGUGGGGAGCGGACGGUCAGGUUGCGACCGAUGUUGACCUUUGGGGAGAAGCAGAUGGGGGUGUUGAGCGAGGCGGUGAGGGAGACGCUGAAGGGGAUGUGA